Molecule: messenger RNA, 1990 nt
Organism: Punctularia strigosozonata HHB-11173 SS5
Lineage: Eukaryota; Fungi; Basidiomycota; Agaricomycetes; Corticiales; Punctulariaceae
Product: kinase-like protein
Exons: 6
Coding region: 52-1806 (584 amino acids)
Biological process (GO): protein phosphorylation
Molecular function (GO): protein kinase activity; ATP binding
Source: RefSeq, a predicted model, not a curated record
AUCGCCCGCCCGCUCCCCCGCCCUCCGCCCACCACCCGCGUACCGCGCGCAAUGUCGACGGCGAUGCAAUCCGAUGCUUUCGAUGUCAUUCCCUUCGAGGACAUCAAGGGAGACUGGAAGAAGCUGGGAUCCGGAUCCUUCGGCAACGUCUAUAAAGGCUCUUACCUGGGCAUAGAUGUGGCCAUCAAGGAGGUCUUGCCAUCCAACGAGUACGAUGUUGCCAAGUACUUCGAGCGCGAAUGGCGCCUCAUGAAGGAGGCGCGCCAUCCGAACGUUGUACUAUACCUCGGUCUCUCUCGUGCACCCCCGCCGGAUGGUCGCAUAUUCAUCAUCUCAGAGUUCAUCGAGAACGGAAACCUGCGAAGCUACAUAUAUGACAAGACGAAGCCGUUUCCCUGGACGCUGCGUCUUUCGUUCGCAAUAGACAUUGCUCGGGCCCUCGCGUACCUUCAUGCGCGGCGUUGCAUCCACCGUGAUCUCAAAGGGGAGAACCUUCUGGUGACCGCCAACGGCCGCUUGAAGAUUACGGAUUUUGGCUUCGCCCGCAUCGCCGCCCGCAACGAAGAAGAAUCCAAGCGGCUCACCUUCUGCGGCACGGACUCGUACAUGUCCCCGGAGAUCCUCAUGGGCGACGAGUUCGACCUCCCGACCGACAUCUUCUCCCUCGGCGUCAUUUUUACCGAGAUUGCCUCGCGCAAGCUUGCCGACGACCGCCACUUCAAGCGCACCGCGCCGACCUUUGCCAUCGAUGUUGAUGAGGUCCGGUCGUCCGCCAGCCCCGGCUGCCCCACUGCCCUGGUUGACCUCUGCAUCGAUUGCAUGUCGGUCGACCCCGCCGCACGUCCGACGACGCGGCAGAUCCUCGAGCGGCUCCGCGUGAUCGAACUCGAGGUUCUCGAGCGGCCGUCCGAGGCGAACGAGGCGAGCGUGGGCACAGUCAAGUUCUUCACCGGCAGCAAGCGGCCUACACCUGCGCCGCGCAUCCCGAGCUUUGGCAUGGGCGUCGGUUCCAACAUUCGGGCCAGCAGCAUAACCGGCCGACCCACCGGAGGGUUCUCAAGCGACGAGGACAGUGAUGACGAGGAGCUGCACGAGGCCCUCGAGGGCCUUAACGCUGUUCGUCUCGGCAGCGACCUGACCAGCACGCCGGCAAGCGAGGGCAGCAACGCUCCGCUCCUGGACGACACAGCAUCAUCGUCAUACUCUGACUACAGCACGACGGUCAUUCGCGGCCACCCGCACCAGAAUGGCUCUAGCGCGGCGCCCCCAGCACUAUCCUCGAUCCUCACCGUGCGUCAACCGCCUUCGCCCCACGCUGCGGCGGCCGCACCGUCCGAGGCGCCUCCUUCCUCCUCGUCCAUCAUGACCAUCCAGUCGUACCAGACUGCGCGCUCGACGAUACCCUCCAUCGCCGGCGCCACCGAGGGGGGCUCGACGAUCCGGAUGUCACCUUCCACGCUCGUGCACCGUUUCACCCUCAUCAAGCCCGGCGGAAAGCGACCCGGCGGCUCCUCGAGUCCGCCGACUAGGGGCAAGGACGGAUCGGACAGGGAGGUUGGUUGGAGCCCGUUCGACUUCUUCUUCUCGAGCGGUUUGCUCGCUGCCAAGUGCGACUUGUGCACGAAGCGGAUCGGGUGGAAGCCGUGCCUGGAGUGCGACGACUGUGGCUUACGGGCUCAUAUCAAAUGCGGAGAGCUGGCGCCUCGCGACUGCGGCAUGCGUCCCAUACGACGCCCAGCUACCCAUCCCGAGCCGCCCAUCCCACUGUUGCCUAAAGUGAAGCAGGGCAACAAGGCGCCGAAAUAGUAGCACUCCAAGGUUGACAAUCGGACGGACCCCUUCUUGCAUAUCUAUUCAUUUUCACGACCCGACACCACUGGGACAAUCCACAUCACGAUGUACACGACCAGCAACCACGACACGUUUAUGUAUUUGGUAGUAGCGUAUACUGUAAUAUUCACACUAGCGCAAUCUAAAGCCCGUGUCCCCC